Messenger RNA from Trichoderma virens Gv29-8, 3462 nucleotides. RefSeq lists its product as uncharacterized. The record is from RefSeq and is a predicted model, not a curated record. Gene Ontology annotation, biological process: regulation of DNA-templated transcription. Gene Ontology annotation, molecular function: DNA binding. Lineage: Eukaryota; Fungi; Ascomycota; Sordariomycetes; Hypocreales; Hypocreaceae. Bases 1 to 3462 code for a protein of 1153 amino acids. The transcript is spliced from 4 exons.
AUGACCUCCAUUGAUGAGCUGGACGAGUAUGUCAACUGGGACAAUGCUGGGCUAGCCGCUGACAGCGUCUACCCACCUGUACCUAACAUGUCGUCCACCGGAAACCCUGCCGAGGAUGACAUUGGUCUUGUGCUCGAGAAUGUCAAUGAGGAUGACUUCAGCUUCUGUGCUCUUCAGCACUUUGAACACAACAACUUCUCCCAGAUCCCGGGAGUCGAGUCCGUUCCCUUAGACAUCACCGAGUCAUUGCUCUGGGAGACACCGGAGAAUCCCUGUGCUCACUGCGUCCUGGGCGGAUACUCUUGCAAAAAAAUCAGAGAAGGUCUUCACAAGGGCUACUGUACUAGCUGUGUUGCCUUGGGGCUCGAAUGCAGCUUUGGGGGAGUCAUCCCUGAUAUGAAGCCUCUCGGUAACCCAUCCUUCUUGGACAUGAUGAACCUGCAGACAACCGGUUCAGUUGAUGAUGGCAUUGCCAGUGCCAAGGCCGGAACCCCGCCCAAGAUUGGUGCCAGGUUCUCUCGAGAGUCAGUCCGGAUUCUGAAAACAUGGUUAUCAACUCAUAACAGACACCCCUAUCCCAGCGACGAGGAAAAAGAGAUGCUUCAGCGCCAGACUGGCCUCAACAAAACCCAGAUAACCAAUUGGUUGGCAAAUGCCCGGCGCCGCGGUAAGGCUCAGCCUCCGAGGUCAACCUCUCCCCAUGUUGGUAAUCUGUCUGCCUCGAUCGAUAUCCCACGCAGACGAGGAACACCUGCUCUCGAGUCCAUGAACCCGCUUCAGCGUUGGGAGCACUCUCCUCCUGAACACGAACCGGCUUCCGUAACCGCCAUUGCCAGGGCCGUUACUGCAUCGUCGUCAUCUGCAGUAUCUUCCGGUCUCAACAGUCCUUAUAGUUUCAAUUAUACAGACGACGGAUCAAGCAGGUCACUCUGCAAUCAGUCCUCUGCUAGCAGUGUGGGAACAUCCCACUCCAGUGGUGGUUCUCUUCGAUCUGCCUUCUCUCAUGGCUCGCAAAAGUCAUGGGGCUCCUUCGGCUCGGCGGCCUUUAGCACAAAGGGAAGACGGCGAAGGAGGCGAAGGGCGGCGCCUGGCAAGGAGGGAGGCUCAACUAGCCUCUCUGUCCCGCUGAAGACUUUCCAGUGUACUUUCUGUACGGAAACCUUCCGAACCAAGCACGACUGGCAGCGGCAUGAGAAAUCACUUCACCUGUCCUUGGAGAGAUGGGUGUGUGCGCCGGAUGGUCCUCGCUCUGUCAACCCAGACAACGGGCAGAUGUGCUGCGUAUUCUGUGGCGAGGUGAACCCAGACGAUGCCCACGUGGAGACUCACAACCACUCGGCCUGUCAGGAGCGGUCUCUGGAAGAGAGGACGUUCUAUCGAAAGGACCACUUGAACCAGCACCUUCGGUUGGUUCACAACGUCAAAUUCAUGGACUGGGCAAUGAAACUUUGGAGAGUGGCAACUCCCGAGAUUCGGUCGAGGUGCGGUUUCUGCGGCAUUGUGAUGGAUACUUGGACUAUUCGAGUUGACCACCUUGCGGAGCAUUUCAAGACUGGUUACUCCAUGGCGGACUGGAAGGGUGACUGGGGUUUUGAAGUACCUGUGUUGGACAUGGUCGAGAACUCGAUCCCUCCCUAUUUGAUUCAUCAUGAACGACAAUCUCCUCUGCCGUACAAUGCUGGCGCAUCUCCGCCCGAAUCGCCAAGGAAUGCCUAUGAGUUGAUCAAACUAGAGCUGGCCUAUUUCGGCAGCAACUUUUGGGAUCAACACGGCCGGUCACCAAGCGACGAAGACAUGCUGCUGGAAGGAUGUCGUAUCAUUUUCGCCUCCGAGUUGUUAUCUUUGCAAGGAAUCGCGACGCAGGUCUCAUGGCUUCGUGACAUCAUCAUGAGCCACGAGACGAUUGUCAAGACAGCUAGGUUUGGUCCUCUCCGUGGCGCGGCUGAAAACAGGCUUCAAACCCUCAAGAUUAACGGCAAGGACAACCUUUUCGAGGAGUGCCCCAUGGAGAGGCAGCUCCACGAAUACGUCAAGGCCAAGCAAUUGCUGGGCCUCACGACAAUGGAUGACGAGCUUCAGGAGGAAGCGCGUAAGAUUGUGGGACGAGUCGAAGAAGUGUGCACUCAUCCCUCGGAGGCGGUUGCUAACUGGUUGUUGCGACUGAUCACGGCAUCGACGAGAUGGCUCGCACCGUUCCGUCGGCGUGCGCAUCUGCCCCGAAGCGAAGAUGUCCAGCAUAAGUCGAUCCGGUCGACAGAUCCAAACUCGAUCGACUCCACCAUCCACAACUACUCCAGGCUGGAGUCUGAGCUGGUUGCGUUCCUCAAGGAGCAGCGCUCUAUGGGUAGAGAGCCUACAGACGAAGAACUGCAACGAAAGGCUCGUAUUACCAUUUACGAAUUCGAUGACGGCUGGAACCAAACUGUGGCGGAUAAUCAUGAAUGGCUUGCAGCUUUUAGGCAGCGCAAUGCUCCUGGUCAAACGACUCUAUCAAGUUCCUUUAAGGGCGCCACUGGGAUAACCAGCAAACCAUCUGAGAAAAUCUCGAUUUCUCUCUCUACUGCUGCGCCAAACCCCUUUUCUGAAUUCCAGUCUAGGCUUGAUGAGAACGGCAAUCAUUUGAGGUCGUUCCAGUACUUCCUUAACGAUGCCAACUGCUACAGGAGGCUAGAGAAGGAACUCAAGAGAUGGGUUACCUCUACCAUGUCCAAGAAUAAUCCCAAUCGCCAUGUGCCAACAGAUGAAGAGCUGCAGUACCAAGCUCGAUGGAUCUUGUAUGAUGAUGACGAUCCUUGGAACUACACCGCCGCCGAUAACGCAGAAUGGCUUCACAGGUUUAAAAGAGACAUUGGAAUAAUCAACGACUCCGGCCCGGGUCUCCCACCUGGCUAUGCGUGGGCGCUGGAACAAGGUGGAACGGGCUUUGCACCACCAUAUGCCAUUCGCAAGGACCACGAACUGGUCAUUAACGAUGUCGAAGUAGAGAUGCGAACCGGUGCCAAGUCUAUUACGGCAGGACAUUCAGCAGUCAACAGCUACUUGGAGGAGUUGACAUCAUCUCCAAACCAGAAACCGGCCGUGAUUUUCUGCUCUCGCGAGCUGGAAUGGGGCUUGCAGCAAUACGCCAAGGCAUACUUUAUGGAUAAGGGAGUUUUGCCCUCGGACACAGGAUUAAAAGCCAAGGCAAAGGAUAUUCUCAAGACUGAUCACACCGCCGCUGAUGAUCCUAUACUUUUGGGAAAAUUCAAGACCUGGUUGCUCACCAGGCUUCCCGAAUUGGCAUCCGGAGAACCCAUCAGGCAAGAGCCUGACAGCGCGAACAACUUCCCAUCCGCCGUGCCAACGAACAUGGACAUUAACAUUUCGGAUGCAGAGCUUGGUGAUAUGCUCAAAGACAUGGAUUUCGACUUUGGAUUGGGAUCCAUGGAAGGAAUCGAGCAUGACGGAGGCGUGAGUUUGUAG